Molecule: messenger RNA, 4204 nt
Organism: Gossypium arboreum
Lineage: Eukaryota; Viridiplantae; Streptophyta; Magnoliopsida; Malvales; Malvaceae
Product: nonsense-mediated mRNA decay factor SMG7
Exons: 7
Coding region: 231-3140 (969 amino acids)
Biological process (GO): nuclear-transcribed mRNA catabolic process, nonsense-mediated decay
Cellular component (GO): telomerase holoenzyme complex
Molecular function (GO): protein binding; telomeric repeat DNA binding; telomerase RNA binding
Source: RefSeq, a predicted model, not a curated record
UAUUUUAUUAUUAUUAACGACUUAACGUUCGUAUAUUGAAAUUGAAAUUCUUACACAUCCCCUAAUUAGACCAAAACUGAAUUCACCUUCCUUUCUCCGUCUCCCAAAACUAAACUAAACCAAACCCUAACCAAUCCAUCAUUAUUUCUUUCUAAUUCUUUCCGAUGAUUUAUUUCGAGGUUUAUUUUCAGAUCUGAUCGACCUCAGAUUGGAUUCAUUUUGAGGAAUGGAUGAUGAUAGUGCAGAUGGAUAAAAUGUCUUCUCCUUCAUCCAGGGAGCGCGCACAGCGUCUUUAUGAGAAGAAUAUAGAGCUGGAAAAUAACCGUCGGAGAUCAGCUCAGGCACGAGUAUCUUCAGACCCCAAUGCCUGGCAGCAGAUGCGCGAGAACUAUGAGGCAAUAAUUCUUGAGGACCAUGCCUUUUCUGAGCAGCACAGUAUUGAAUAUGCAUUGUGGCAGUUACAUUACAAGCGGAUUGAAGAGCUAAGAGCACAUUAUAGUGCUGUCCUAGCUUCUGCAGGAUCAAAUACACCUCAAGGUGUGAAAGUUUCUCAACGACCUGACCGGCUUACAAAAAUAAGAUUGCAGUUUAAGACAUUCCUUUCUGAGGCAACAGGAUUUUAUCAUGAUCUGAUUUUGAAAAUCAGAGCAAAGUAUGGACUUCCAUUUGGGUACUUUUCUGAUGAUUUAGAAAGGCAAACUGUUAUGGAAAAAAAUGGGAAGAAAUCUGCUGACAUAAAAAAGGGUUUGGUAUCUUGUCACCGUUGUUUGAUAUACUUGGGAGACCUAGCACGGUACAAAGGAUUAUAUGGAGAUGGAGACUCUAAAUCACGCGAGUUUGUUGCAGCUUCAAGUUACUAUUUGCAUGCUGCAUCAAUUUGGCCAUCAAGUGGGAAUCCACAUCAUCAGCUAGCUAUUUUGGCAUCCUAUUCAGGAGAUGAGCUUUUGGCUGUUUAUCGAUAUUUUCGGAGUUUGGCUGUGGAUAACCCCUUUUUAACUGCAAGGGACAACUUGAUUGUAGCAUUUGAAAAGAAUCGCCUUAACUUUUCACAACUUCCUGGUGAUGUCAAGACUCCGUUGGUCAAGGAGCAUGGUCUGCGGUUAUCAGGAAAAGGUAGGGUGAAAGUUGGAGCAAAACUUGCAUCCAAAGAUUCCAAUAUGGAAUUAAGCACUGCUAAGGAGAAAGUAUCCCAUGUCCAGGAUACUUUUAAGUUAUUUUCCAUUCGAUUUGUGCGUCUAAAUGGUAUUCUUUUUACACGCACAAGCCUGGAGACUUUUGCAGAUGUUCUUACUCUAGUGUCUCGUGAUUUAUGUGAGCUUCUCUCUUCUGGGCCAGAAGAGGAACUGAAUUUUGGCACUGAUGCUGCUGAGAAUUCACUUCUCUUUGUUAGGCUGGUUUCCAUUCUCAUAUUUACAGUUCACAAUCUAAAGAGGGAGAAUGAAGGUCAAACGUAUGCUGAGAUUCUACAGCGUGCUGCUCUACUUCAAAAUGCAUUCACUUCCGUUUUUGAGUUGAUGGGACAUGUAGUAGAGAGAUGUUCUCAACUCCAGGAUGUUUCUUCCAGCUACACCAUACCUGCUAUUCUGGUUUUUGUUGAAUGGCUAGCUUGCUGCCCGGAUGUUGCAGUGGCAAGCUCUGCUGUGGAUGAGAAACAGUCAAUUACUAGAUCACAUUUCUGGAAACAUUGCAUAUCAUUUCUGAAUAAGAUCUUGUCAAUUAGACCGAUGUGCAUUGAUGAUGAUGAAGAUGAGACCUGCUUUUUCAAUAUGAGCAGGUAUGAAGGAGAAACUGAAAACCGUCUUGCCUUGUGGGAGGACUUUGAGUUGAGAGGGUUCUUGCCUCUUGUUCCAGCACACACCAUUUUGGACUUCUCAAGAAAGCAUUCCUUUGUAAGCGAUGGCAGUAAGGAAAAGAAAGCCCGUAUAAGAAGAAUUUUAGCAGCAGGGAAGGCUCUAGCUAAUGUCAUUAGGGUUGAUCAGAAAACUGUUUGUUUUGAUUCGAAAGCAAAGAAGUUUCUUAUUGGUGUUGAACCUUCCAAAGAUGUCACAUUCAGCUCUUCUACCCCACUCGUAACAAACGGUAUAGAGCAUGAAACCCCUUUUGAGAAGACAGUUAAUGUUGGAAAUGUGCUGCCAAUUACCCAACCUAUAACGGUUGAGGAAGAGGAUGAUGAUGAUGAAGUGAUUGUUUUCCAGCCAGUUGUGAGUGAGAAGAGAACUGAGGUGAUUAGUCCAAAAUGGCCCCACCCCAAGUCUUUGAAGCUUAACCAAAGUAGUUCUGCUGGUGAUCUCAAAUUUUAUGGCAGUACCGUGUCUGCUCCUCUUGAUAGUCUUAACCAGCAUAAUAUUUUUGGUGCUAGUCCAAUGCCUGUGUCUGCUGGAAGCAUUCUCCCUCAGUAUCUGCAGCCUGUUCAGAUGGAUGCAUCUGGGUGGUCGGUAGAAGAAACUAUGUCUCUGGUUGAUGGCUUGAAUGGUUUGACGAUGUUGGAGGAUGGGCAUUUGAAAAAACUGGAUAUGCAAGAGAAUGUGGGCCUUUGUCCUGCUACUCGUUCUAUUGCUAUCCAACAACCCAUCAGUUCUGGUGGUAUGUACUACUGUCAAACAAAAGUGCCAGAACCUGUGGUGCCAUCCAGAAUUGAUGCCGUUGUGUCUUCUAGAGUUACUGGUGAUGCCUUGUCUGUUAAAACCACCUCAGCUUUACAAAUUGGAAUGCGGAAGAACCCAAUUAGCCGUCCAGUUAGGCAUCUUGGUCCCCCACCAGGUUUUAGCCCUGUUCCUUUAAAGCCACCAAGUGAAUCUGUUCCUGCUUCAGAUUUGGAGAACACGCUGAUGGAUGAUUAUAGAUGGUUGGAUGGAUAUCAGUUAUCAUCGUCUCAUGCAGAUACCCUGUAUGUCAAUAAAAGCAGCAAUGAUGUGACUGGAACAGUAAGCUUUCCUUUCCCUGGGAAACAGGUUCCAAUGGUGCAGUUUCAAAUGGAAAAGCAGAAAGGAUGGCAGGACUAUGAUACUCUUGAGCAUUUAAAAAUUCAACAUGAACAGAAGUUACAGCAACAACAAAUCAUGAAUGGAAACCAGCAGUUCACCUCCCUGCCUGAGCAGUAUAAAGGACCAUCAGUCUGGACAAGUCGUUAUUUUGUGUGAGAUUGAGCUGGUUCUUGAGAAUGAUUUCCAUGAAUGUAUUGCAUCUCAUCCAUUUGCUGCCAAAUUCAAGACCAAGUUUGAAGUCAGUGUUGAGUUGUUGGAUCAUGGGUGGCCUUUGGCUUCUAGCAGGCACUUGCUGCUAAACAAGUGAGUAUGCUCUCUAUUAUUUUUCUUUGGUCAUUUUGUAGUUGCCCUCUCUUUUGUAUGUUUGUUCCUAUGCACUGAUUUUUUAGAUCAAUUCUGGAUUGCUCUCUCUAUUUCCUUGUCUGUUCAACUUUUUUGUGCAUAUGCACUUAGUGAGAGGUUUUAUCCUUGGAGCAUUUUCUAACAAGUCAUCACUAAUGCUUAUAAGCCUUGUCUAUGUUCUUUUCCCAAAAAAUAAAAAGGCCUUUCUGCAUAGGAAGUCCGAUCGUGCGGUUUAUAUGCUGGGUUACAGGUGUCUUAGAGAUGUUUAAUCAUGCAUGCAUGCUUUCCUGUUUAUCUCAACAGAAGUGGCUCUGACAGUUAAUUUUGCAGCUUCCACCAGAUCUGUGGUGGAAGAUCGAGGAAACCAUCUUUAAGAUGCGAAACUUGUAAGGAGUAAAUGCCUUCAGUGGUUACUUGGGAUAAAGAUAGAACAUGUUAAUAACAGAUCAUCUGUUGGUUUUGGGGGCUAUAUAUAUUGAGGAGUUGGUCGAAAAAACUUGUCCUACUGUCCUAUUAAUUUUCGGUGGCCUGCCUAAACUGCUGUUAGAAUCUGCACUUGGCAGUCAUAUAUAUAUAUAUAUAUAUAUGAUCGACUAGUUCUCUUCAGAUAAGCUUCAUAACUCAGUCGAGACAUCUACUAGGUAUGAUCUACGUAUCAGCCGUUGGACGGUGGGGAUUGGGAUUACAGUGGUGCUUUUGAUUAAGCCAGACAUGUGGGUGGGUAUUGAGCGAUGUGUAGGUCAAAGACUUAUUAUUAUGUCUAGAAUGAGUGGUUUGGAAGACAGAAAAGAGUGUGCUUUGUUAAAGUUGGGUUUCACUCAAACUUGUCAUGUAAUGAAAUAAUAAAUCUAUGAAUAAAUUUGUUUCUCAGUAUAAAA